Molecule: messenger RNA, 1487 nt
Organism: Glossina fuscipes
Lineage: Eukaryota; Metazoa; Arthropoda; Insecta; Diptera; Glossinidae
Product: sodium/potassium/calcium exchanger 4-like
Exons: 6
Coding region: 81-1487 (468 amino acids)
Biological process (GO): calcium ion transmembrane transport; intracellular calcium ion homeostasis
Cellular component (GO): membrane
Molecular function (GO): calcium, potassium:sodium antiporter activity; calcium channel activity
Source: RefSeq, a predicted model, not a curated record
UUAUUUUGGUAUUUUUGGGCCAAUUGUUAUUAACAUUGUUGCGUAAUAGCAAACAAGAUCGAAAUAACGGUGAAAACGCAAUGCCUGUUCACUUGCAACGCAAUCUUUUAACUAAAGAUGUAAAGGCAAAUCAGUGUACAAUGGCAGCCAUUCUACAAUUUCCUGACGACGGCUUGAGUCGCGCGCAAAGAUUGCACGGUUGGAUUAUUGUACAUAUAAUUUUGACAGUCUACGGUUUUUGGAUUUUGGCUGUCGUAUGCGAUGAUUACUUGAUACCAUGUAUUCAACAGAUUUGUAAAGGUUUCACAAUCGAUCACGACAUCAUUGGGGCAACAAUUAUGGCAGCGGCUGUCUCUACACCAGAAUUAUUUAUAAAUUGUGUGGGAACGUUUGUCACGAAAGGAGACAUCGGUGAAAGUACUGUGGUCGGUUCAGCUAUAUUCAAUAUGCUAGCAGUACCUGCUUGCUGUGGCCUAUUUCUUGAUAAUUCCCUAAAACUCGACUGGUGGCCAAUUACCAGAGAUUGUUUCAGUUAUAUGAUGGUUGUUUUAACAUUGCUAGGUAUUGUGGUGGAUGGCCGUAUUAUGUGGUACGAGUCUUUGUGUUUGGUCAUCGGGUACUUUGUGUAUAUGUUAGUUAUGUAUCACCACAAACGCGUCGCCUACAAGACGCGCCAGUUUAUAUUAGGCAAUAGAAACCAUCGUUAUCAGCAAGUCACUGAAUUCACUCCUUUAAUAUUGAAAGCGGAUAUGAAAGGACUGAAUAACGGUUAUUCGCAUUAUAGUCUAGCCUGCGAAGCACAUUCCUGCCCGAAUUUAACCGAAUCGGGAAAAGAUACACCUACUGAAUUAGGUUCAGAUGCCACGCACUGGUCAUGUGAUAAGCCUAAUUGCUUAAAAUAUCUUAUGAAAUUGCCAAUCAUCUUUAUACUCUCGUUAACUAUACCAAAGUUCCAUAAGCAUCCUAGACUGAAGUAUAUUACAUUUUUAUUUUCCAUCUUAUGGAUCGGAGGAAUUUCGUAUUUGAUGGCUUUUACUAUAACCAUAAUAGGAGACACCCUUGGUAUACCCGAUGGAGUUAUGGGUUUAACAAUUUUGGCUAUUGGAAUGACUAUACCCGAGGCAGUUUCCAGUAUAUCCGUCAUUAAGCAAGGUUACGGGGUAAUGGGGUUAAGCAAUUCGCUGGGUUCUAAUACUUUCAGCAUUCUCUUGAGCCUUGGUUUGCCCUGGCUUGUCAAAUCAAUUUUUUUACCAGAAAUCUAUUCGCAACAUCUGGUCGUAUUACGUUCAAGCGCUUUAAUGUACAGCUGUUUUAUUUUGUUAAUUUCGAUAUUUAUUUUGUAUACAACUUUUUUAUGUAAUCGCUUCACGCUAAAUAGUAGAACAGGAUUCAUUUGUCUAUUUAUGUAUGCAAUGGUAAUAAUUGCAGCGAUAUUAUUAGAAUUAAAUAUUUUCAUUUCUGUUAAUUUGCCUGCUUGUCGACAUUAA